Messenger RNA from Penicillium taxi, 963 nucleotides. RefSeq lists its product as uncharacterized. The coding region runs from base 1 to 963 and encodes 320 amino acids. Gene Ontology annotation, biological process: microtubule-based movement. NCBI's taxonomy places the organism in Eukaryota, Fungi, Ascomycota, Eurotiomycetes, Eurotiales, Aspergillaceae. The transcript is spliced from 3 exons. Gene Ontology annotation, molecular function: ATP hydrolysis activity; microtubule motor activity; ATP binding. Gene Ontology annotation, cellular component: microtubule; centrosome; spindle. The record is from RefSeq and is a predicted model, not a curated record.
AUGGAGGAGUUUCUCUUAAGUCAUGCUGUUCGCCAUCAGGCACUUGUCAGGAAAUUUGUACCCCAUAAACAAGGGGCAGAUAAGAAAGAGUCAAGCACCAAUAUCGUCGUGGCUACUCGGAUCAGACCCAUGUUGGAGAAUGAGAUCUCAUCAGGACAAGUUAUUGCUACUUUCCCCCGGCGUACGGCAAAUGGCGUAAUGGGGUCUGCCGUCGCUGAAUUGCAACCACUUCUUCCCUUCGCGUGGGAAGGCAAUGUGGCAACCUUAUUCGCACACGGACAGACUGGAUCUGGAAAGACUUUCACUAUCAAUGGGUUAAAGCGGCAUAUUGCCCAAUCUUUGUUCGAUGGAACAUUGUCUGGAAAGCGAGGGUUGCAUAUUACUAUCUUUGAACUUAUCUGCUCAACGACCGCGCUCCUUUCGCUAUAUUGGAAGACUCGUUCGGCAACACUCAAAUUUCUAGCGCAAGAACGCAGUGUUGGAAGCACGACCGAGCUCUUGCAAUUAAUCGAAUAUGCAUCGACUUUCCGACAGAACGUCAGUACGGAGAAGAAUGAUGUAUCUUCGCGCACAUAUGAAAUAUGUCGGAUGAGAAUAGAGAAUUUAGCAGCCGGGGUGAUCAAUGAUGGAAUACUGUACCUUGUCGACCUGGCCGGAUCUGAGGUAGCCCGCGAUAUGGCCCAGCAUACUACCGACCGAGUGAAAGAGACACACGAGAUCAACAUGAGCCUCUCUGUUCUCAAUGAUUGCAUUCGUGGAUUGGCUGAUAUCAGUGCUGCGCCGGGGGAAACAUCAAAGCGAUAUAUUCCCUUUCGACGGAGCAUGCUGACAAAGUUACUUAAGCACCUGUCCGAUCCUGUCGAUGGUCGCGAUUGUCGCACUGUCAUGCUAGCUUGUGUCAAUCCUAGCUUCUUGGACACGGGCGCGACCAAGAACACUCUUCGAUAUGUAGAGCUGCUUUGA